UUGCUUAAAUACACUGAAGGGAUUUUCCCCUGGAGGAAGAGUAAGUAGGUUACAUUCUGGAAAAAAAACCCUGAGGCUUUUGACACAAGCAGUUGCCAUGACACCUAACAGAGAGGUAAAGUAUGUAUGUGUGGGUGGCGUUUGUAAGACAGGAAGUGCAGAGAUGAGACCCCGUCAGUCCGUCCGUCAGUUGGCGGUUGGACAGGAUGCAGUUAACACCUUUCUGCCUGAUGCUACCCUGUCUUCGGAUCAGCCCUGACAGGUCUCAGUUCUUCAGGUACGACACCAUCUCUCUGACCUGUGAGGAUCAGUUGAACUCCACCGGUUGGAACGUGAAGAGGAAAACAUUGGAGGGCGGGUUCAGGCCCUGCUCCUCUGGUUGGGGCUCCACCUCUUUGGGCUCGACUUGCACCAUAGGAAACAUCUACCCGUCGGACAGCGGGGUGUACUGGUGCGAGUCCGUAGACGGGGAGCGGAGCAACGUCGUCAACAUCACCAUCACUGAUCGUACUGUGAUCCUGGAGAGUCCUGCCCUCCCUGUCUCGGAGGGAGCUGCAGUGACUCUGCGCUGCAAGGCUGAGACGCACUCCUCCGACCAUGUGUUCGAUUUCUACAAAGAUGACCACCGCAUUAGCAGCAGCUCCACAGGAGAGAUGACCAUUCACAGUGCUUCCAAAUCUGAUGAAGGACUCUACAAGUGCAGCAUCUCCGGAGGUAGAGAAUCAACAGCCAGCUGGCUGGCUGUUGACGCUUCGCUUCCGCCUUCUACCUCAGCUCCGCCCGCAGCUUCAUGUUCAGUUUCUGCCAUCAGAUUGACGUGUCACCUGCUGGUGGGAACUCCUUACCUACUGUCCACUGUCUUACUAGGUCUCAUAUACAGAGACAGGAUGAGAGCAGCUCGGACAGUUGCAGAGAGAAGAGGCAACAACGACGUCGUCAUGGAAAUAGUUGUGUAGCCCAACAAACCAGAAACAAUCGGCCAAGAAAUUCUGCAUCACCUCUGACCGUGCACCACGGGAGAUCAACUUUUGCUACCAUCAGCUGAUGUAUCGGCAGUAUUUGACAUUUGAAGGCAGCAGGUUCAGCAGGUCAAGGUCAGCCGAGAUUGUAGUAAAAAGAGAUUACAAAGCCUUGCGACCUCUUAGACGUAAUGAACUCGUCAUGAGUCCUGACGAAAUAUGAACGAUCUUUUGGUGCAUGCUUCCUAUCCUCUUUUCCCUUCAAAAAUAUCAAAUUCAGAAUAUUUUACAGUUGGUGUGUGUGGUUUCAGUUCUGAUGUCUCGCCGGUCAUCUCAACAAUGCUGUAAGUCAACAAAUCUUCCAACCGAAACGACAACAGUGGUCCUCCGUCGGUGACUUCCAAAAUGCAUGACCAUUACAAAAACGACCCAUAUGAGAGUUUUCUGAUCUGACACCUCUAUGGUCAAUGUUUGGUUAAGUUAAGGCAAUUGGAACUACGUGGUUAAAGUUGGCUGAUUAUCAUUAUUAAAAGUAACCAAAUGCAGAUGCAAAUAUACAGCACAGGGACAUAGCUUGGAUUUCGUAGAGGUGAUGUGCAUUACCCUAAAACCUUUUUUAUUGCUCUCAGCGUCAUGAUUGAAUAAUCGAGUGGGACAUUAUGAGUGGACGGUGAACUGUAACUGAGACAAAUUAUACUGUAUAAGUACCUCGGUAAAUACUGCAGUUGCGUGUGAAAAGGAAGUGGCGGGGCGAUGGGUGCAUAU
Molecule: messenger RNA, 1724 nt
Organism: Xiphias gladius (swordfish)
Lineage: Eukaryota; Metazoa; Chordata; Actinopteri; Istiophoriformes; Xiphiidae
Product: Fc receptor-like protein 5
Exons: 5
Coding region: 207-956 (249 amino acids)
Biological process (GO): cell surface receptor signaling pathway
Molecular function (GO): transmembrane signaling receptor activity
Source: RefSeq, a predicted model, not a curated record